AUGGCGGAAGGCCCGCAGGCACAGCUGGAGCAGGAGAAUGCCAAGCUCAGGCGGGAGCUCGAGGUGCUUCAGAUCACACGGGAGCAGGAGAUCAAGAAGUACGAGGAGAACCUCGCCAAGUCCAAAGAGAGCAAUGUGGAGGCAACCGAGGUCAUCGAGCAGAGGAAUUCCGAGAUGGAGACCAUGAAAAACAAUCUUGUGAAGCUGACGCGGCAGCUCGACGAGGAGGUGUCCCGGAGGGACCAGGUGCAGGCGGAGUCCCAGAUGCUGGAGCGCAAGGUGCAGGACCUGACGAAAGGCUCGCCCUUCGCGGGCCCGGUCACCCGCGGGAAGGCUGGCGGCAAGGACGCCGACGACCCGCUGGCCAAGGAGCGCGGCAGCCAGGCCUCGGCGAAAUUGAUGCGCGUCGUGGAGAACUGGAUGCGCCAGAAGGACCUGCAGCAGGCCCUGCUCCGGGGCGCCUCCAUCAACGACCAGGCGUUUGCCACGCUGGCGAUGGCCCUGAUUGCCCCUCGCUCCAGACCCUGGACUUGUCGCAGAACCUCCUGA
Molecule: messenger RNA, 549 nt
Organism: Prorocentrum cordatum
Lineage: Eukaryota; Dinophyceae; Prorocentrales; Prorocentraceae
Source: the annotation of a GenBank genome assembly